AUUAAUCAUCUUCCAGUGGAAAGAUGAAUCAUCUUUUAAAGAACCUUUCCUUAUUGUCCUGUACAUUUUUGCUAUUCGUGGACCUUUUUCACUUACAUCUGUUGCUGGUAUGUUAUGCUGAGCACAUGUUAUUUCAUAUUUAGCUUGAAAUGAUUUCUUGGUCAAAUUGAUUUUAAAUGUAAACAAGUUUGAUUUUCAAAUUCCUCUUGUUUCAGGUUAGACAUCAUAACUAGUAAACAAGUGUAAAGUAAAUCAAGCCAGUUCAAAGUCAUUUUUGCCUGGAAUUCAUUUAACCACAAUGUUAUAAUGGUUUAGGCUACAUUUUGGCUUUUUAAAAGUGUGAAAUUCUAGUGGGAAAGCAAUUUGGUCAAAAAGUAAAUCUACAUUUUAUAUACACAGAUCAACUCUGAUCUACUAGCAGAGGGUGCUGAUUUUUAUUUAUUAUUUUAUUUGUGCACCUAGAUCCACCAAGUAGUGAUGGCAGCAGUAAAGAGGGUAAUAUAAUAUAUUUGUAAUGACAUUUCACUUAUCAUAAAAAAGAUUUUAGGUAAUAAUCUUGUUGAAUUCUUUGCUUUGAUGUUCUACCACACAGCUUCAGAGUUUAUCAGAUUAAAUAUCUUAAGUGAUCCUAUUGUAAUAGGUAUUUUGUAUGCUUAUGCCCAAAAACCCAAUUUUACUCCCAGGCCUCACUUUCAAGGCACUGACUGAUUAAUUUUCAUUAUAAAAUAUUCCCAAAACAAUGAAAUACAGGCGCCAAUGCAACUAAAUUUUUCACUUUGGCGACCAAAUCCUGAAAAUUAGUUGCCAAAUUGGUGACUAGAAUGCUUCAUCAUAACCUUACCUAGAGAUAUAAUGAAUUAAAAAGAUUUGCAAAGAUAAAUCCACAGCAAACUUCCUUGUUAAAUUUUAUGUCCAAAAUGCAGUGCAGUACAGUAUAUCAUCCAUUCUAGUGUCCACUUUGUAGCAUGUUAAAGAUCUUUUUCCUGACUUAAUUUUGAAGGGUCUAUCUAGAGCGCUGACAACGUAAAAAAAGGGUUUUGUUUGUCUUAAGAAAUGGUGACAAACUUUCUUUUGAAUUGGCUACCACUUUGAAAAAUUUAGGAGCCAAGUGGCUAUCAGAAAAAAAAUUAAUUUCACACUAUGUAUGAAGAAACUGUAAUCAACAGUAGAAACUUGUUGGGUGGCAAGAUUUUAAUUUCAUUUUGAUAUCUUCUCCCAGGUAUGGUCAGGUUUCAGAUCUUGACUGAUGACCAGACAAGGCUUCUCUUUGAAGUGAAAAAAGACACACAUGGAAAUAUGUUCUUACGUGAAUUGAACAAAGCCAUUGCAGGUGAACUAAUCUUUUCAUCAAUUGAACUAAUUAUUAUUUCCAAAAUUUGACCACUUGCAGUAAUUUAGGUUUUCUCUUCAGAAUCAGUUUCCCUUUCUUAUCAAGCAGUAUGAUAAAACUAGCCUUGUUUGCAUCAUACUGGAGGGAUUAGAAAUAGCAGCUUGGUUUAUGUUCACAGUUAGGCCUAUGGUCCAUACUGUCCUGUACUAGAAGUGGUGCUUUUUGUAAAAGCCAAAUGAAAGUCACAGCUCCUUCUGCAGGUUUUUCUUUGGUGGAGGGACCAAUCGCCCAAACAUGUGUCACAAUCAGGAUUUUUUUUUUUUUACUGUAUGUUUUCAAAUUUUAUUCAACAUAGUGUGGAAGGCAAUCAAAGUGAAAUGGCCAAAGUUGAUACAUUUGUAUGUUUUGCUUUGCUCACAUAGCUUACAGACAGAGGGCUCAUCUGGUCGGUAUGCCUGAAUUUGAGUGGCUGAAGAGAUAUCAAGAGCUGACUGGAAGGAAAAGUUUUUCAAACAGAGGUAUAUAAUUAGAGGGUGUAUGGAAAAAACAUAAUAGGUGAUAGAAUCCUAAAUUCUCCUUUCAAGUUGUUUCACUUUUUUUGAAAUACAAGGAGAAUAUACUUUUGCAUCAAGAGUUUCUUUAUAGUGGCUUUAUAUCAUGCACCUUGUAAAUUUGUUAGAGAUCUCAACUAACAAAAUUAUUUAUUCAAGUUUUUUCAUAUAUUCUAUAUACUUGUCUGUAAGAGGGUUUCUAAGGCUUUUUUUUCAAAGCAUCAAUUUGGUAUUUAUUUGGAAUUGGGAAGGUUUCAUCUUAUGCUGAUUUAUAUAAUAAAUAGAUGGCUGGCCUUGGAGUCACAUUGAAGAAGCAAGUUCUAAUGGACCAGAAUUAGUUACAGGUACCAAAUGAAAAUUGUGCUAUCAAAUUUCUUUUGCAAAUGUGAAUAGGUUAACUUGGAAUUUUCAAAUUUUCAAAUUUAUUGGGCAGCAGAAUAACAUCUUUUAACUGUAUAUACAGUUGUAUUAUUUUCAAAAGAGCUUUUAAAUAGCUUACUUUUAAUACUUUAUGCAGUAUUUGGAAACAUGAAGGUACAGUAUUUAUAUCACAUCACAAAUAAUAAAUAUUAUCAUGUGACCUAUAUGGCCUUGCUCAAUUAAUCCUAAAGAAAACCACAAUCAUAGCACCUGGCAUGUGAAAGGGCAGAUGGAUUGAUAUGAGCACUUCAGGAAAACAGUUGUGCUUUGCUAACCCUAAGCAUUUGUGCGACACUGCUGCAUUUUCUAAGAAUGCUAUUUCUGCUUUUGGACUUGAACCAAAAAAAAAAAAAAUGAGACAAACAGAAAUGGGAAAGUAAGCAGGUAUUAUGCGGCAAUUGUUUUCAUUCUAGCCACUGAAUCCAAAGUUGAUGAAGGAUCCCUGGAUGCGUUUGGAAUGCCAGGUUUUUCACCAUCUCCUACCAUCCACCCAUCAUUUUCAUCAGCAAGUCUUACUGCAUCUGAUGAAGUGGAUAAAGGUAUGGCCAACUCACCAGCUUUAACCAGGAGAUCCAUCCUUCCAACUAGUAUUGGUGCCAGAGAUGGGUUUAUUAGGCUCCACAUGGCUAGAAGGGAGGAAGAAUACACUCACGUAAAAACACUAAAGUAAGCUGACAUGUUCCUUUUGGUUUUAUGUUUAAAAAAAGGAAAAAAACUUGAAGGGCAUGGUGACACUAGCAAGUUAUGCCAUUUUCACUCUACUGAGGAGAAAUUGAAAAUUGAAUUUUAAUCAGGAGAAGUUACAAAUCUUCUCUCCAAACACAGAAUACAUAAAAUGCAAUGCUUUCCUGUUUAACCUCACCAGAUAAAUUUGAAAGCCCAAAAAUUGCUGACAGUGUAAUUAAUUGGCUGCAUCCUUGAUUGUAGAUUUGACUCUGGCAAUAUGAAAAGCUGUAUGUUCCAUUGUAGGCAGUUUUAAGAGCAAUAUUUUUGGUAGUGAAUGUUUUGAUAAGUUUGGACAGGGGGCCUAAAUAUAGGAACAAAGCAAAGAUAUCUUAUAGAGUGAAGUGGAUGAACACUUUCUGAAAAGGUCAUACAAAUGCUCACAAUACUUUAGGUGUGCUUACUAUAUGGUGGUAUAGUAUUUUGAAAAUGAAAUUUUGACAAAUAGAUACACUUGGGCAAUGGAAAUAAUUAUAUAUAAAUUUUGCUAUCAAUGUACAACAAGAACAACAAAUGUACAACUGGAUCCUCUUGUGCAAUGGAUCUACAUGACAUCUAACUGUACUAUCAAUGUACAACACAGUAACAUGGUUUUAACCCUUUAACUCCCAAAAUCUCAUGAGUAUUUCUCCUUACUGUCUGUCAAAUGAUCAUUGAUUCAUUAUUUAGUUGGAGAAUUUGGUAUUGGAUCAAUUAGUAAUCCCAAAAUCAACAUUUUUCUUUAUUCUCAUCACUUGUCUGCAUGGUAUUGUUUAGAAAUUGUGAGGAGAAAUUCUGCCUUGGUCACUCAUGGGAGUUUGAGGUUUAGCUGUAGUGAUUGUCCUUAAGCCAAAGUGUUUCAAUUGUCUGACUCCUUAGGAUCUUUGUUGGGUCAUGGAAUGUUAAUGGUCAGUAUCCUGCAGAGGACGUUACACCUUGGCUAGCAGUUGAUAAAGAUCCUCCUGAUGUUUUCUGCCUAGGGUAGGAUGUUGUUCUGACCUGCACAUUAAUUUUAGUGUAGUGUAGUGACAAACCUGUAGCACAUGUACAGUUUGCUAAAUAUCUAAUAAGUGUUUUAUUCAAUUGCACCAUCCACUCUUUCAUAAUGGCAUCAACAGAAGAUGGGUUGUUUUGCAGUAUAUACCUUGGAAGACAAAAUGAACACUUUAAUUGCACAGUGUUGAUUUAAAAUGCAAUCCAAUUAAGACAGUUUUAACUGUUUUUAUUCAGUUUGUGAACUCUUGUAAUUACAAUUUGUACUAUCCUUUUUUCCCAGUUUUCAAGAACUUGAUCUCAGUGCUGAGACACUGUUAAAGAAUGUUACUCCUAGAGAGGAUGAAUGGCUUAAAAUUUCAGAGAAAGGACUACCUCAUAAAGCCAAGUACACUAAGGUGACAGGGAAUGCCAGUUACUUUCCAAUAAAUAUAUUAUUUUGUUUUUGGUUUGAUUUUGGGGACAAGAAAUUGAUGAAACACUCUCUCUAAGCUGGCGACUUCUUUUACACAGCCCUGUACAAGAAGGAAUGCAUAAAUAUCCAUCAGAACAUGAGUAUGCUGUGCAAAUGUAGUAAUGUUGAAGUUUUUCUUACAAGAGUUCUUUUAUGUAUUCAGGCCUUCUUUAAGGGUGCAAUAAAAAAAUGAAAUUACAGUUGUUAUAGAUGAGUUUUUCUGGAUGAAUAAUGCCACAAGAAAGGUCCAUUUUGUUACAAAGUCAUGCCAAGCAUGCAAUUUUUCACAGAGCAGCUUCUCUUAUGAGAAUAACAAAUUUUUAUCAUGCAAAUAUUAACCAGCAGGUCAUAUGUGAAUUUUGCAGCUUCACCCCUAGCUAUGCUUUUCUUUGAUUGGUGCAUUCCAUCUUACAGAAGAAAGAAGAUGUUAAUUUUAGUCAUGAAAUAUCAACUUUUCAUCAUUUUUAAUUGAUAAUACAUGUAUACAAGUCUUUUUGCGUCUUAGGUACAUGGAAAAAAAAAUUCAACAAACAAACUUGAAAGUUCACAUGCUGAAAAAAGUUUCCAAAUCACCAUCACCAUCACCAUCACCAUCCAUUAUUAAUACAGAAUUAAACUUACCCUGUACCUAUUUCUUAUGCAGUUUUAAAUUUCUAUUUUCACACAAGGUGAUGAAUGUUUUUGUGAUCUUACCAGAAGAGAUUUGAUAUGACAAGGGUACAAAAUUUAUAAUGGAAGAUUUAGUGUAUUUUAAAGUGACUAUUAGAUAUUGUGUUUUCACAGGUGAAGACAAUUCGUCUGGUUGGCAUUUUACUGGUAGUGUUUGUGAAAAAUGAGCAUCUACGUUAUGUCAGUAAAGUUGAGGCUGAAACGGUGGCUACUGGCAUCAUGGGUCUCAUGGUGAGGGCGCAGUUUAACAAUUUUGUUUUUUUCCUGCCAAAGGCAGGGUAUGAAGAGAAAAAUAUGUGUUGAUGAGGUACAUGUAUGUCACCUCAGAUCUUGGGAUCCUUGCUCCUUUGCUGUACCACUGAGCUACAGAGAAUUCAAGGGUCUAAGCCACCAUAGCAAAGUGAUCUUUUCUACCAAACACAUCAGGGAAUUCUUAAUAUGUACUGUUCCUGAGCCUGUGCAAUAAUGUAUAUUUUUGUAGUUAGUUGAUGUUCAUCUAGCUGGUUGUAUUUCUUUAACUUGCAAGCAAGGCCAUUGUUUACUAGCAGAUGUACUCACCAAUUGGCUAUCUCCUGGUUGAAAGAAAUUUAGCUGUAGCACAAAAACAAAAUUUGUCUAGGAUUUUACUGGCUUUGAUGGCUUCACUAAUCUGUUAUUGGCUUCAAAAACUUGUGCCAUAUUCUUAACCAUUAAGAUGUUCUGAAACGUAAUUGUUACGUUAUCACCUGUGUUUUCCCAUGGCAAGGGUCUGUAGCAUCCAUUAAAUCUUUGCUUUUUAUCACUUCUCUGGGAUAUUUUUUGCAUAUUUUUUUUAAUUGAUUGGCCAUAGUGAUUGAAAAUUGGAAGCUACUGUGUAGAUUAAUUUUCUUGUGUGUUUGAAACAGGGCAACAAAGGAGGGGUGGCCAUUAGAAUGCAGAUACACAACACCAGUAUUUGUUUUGUGAAUUCACAUCUAGCAGCUCACACAGAAGAAUUUGAAAGAAGGAACCAGGUAAUGAAUUAUUUUAUGCCAAUGAUUGAAAUGUAUGUCACAAUCAAUUUGUUAUAGUCUUCUGUAGGAGUGUACAAGUGCCUUCAUAAAGUGUAUGUAUAUUGAAUAACUGAUAAAAUUGAAAUGAAAUAAUAAAUUGAAAUGUGGGGUAAAUUAUUUCCUUUAAACCUUUAGGACUAUCGAGAUAUUCUAAACAAGCUGGAGUUUAAUGGAGCCGAUGGGUCUCUUUAUAUAACUGAUCAUGAGUAAGUCAGUGUCGUGUGCUUCUAACGUUUCUUUAUUUUCUUUCUGGAAGGCACAGUGGAGAGUUUUGAUUAGCAUUGCUUUUUUGUAAUUGUCUUUAAUACAAGGAAAAUGAGUGAAACGUAGUUUAUUGAGAAAGUGAAGCACCAAAGAGGAAUCAGCUCUCGGGAAGAAAGGAUGAUCUAGGACCAAGAAGAAGAUGAAUGCUUAAAUUUCACAUCACAAAAGUGACGUGGAAGGCUAAAUUUUUCAAUUUUAAUAGCUACAAACUAUUGAAAACCAAACCAUCAGAACAAGGGAUAAAGAAAAGUUGGACUUCCACAGGGGUAGGGUGAGGUGGGAUGUUGGUGUUCAUGGAAAAAUAUCCUCUCAUCCCUAUCUUAACAGUGAUUUUUUUUUUGUCGUCUUUUAGUGCAGUGUUCUGGUUAGGAGAUCUAAAUUACAGAAUUAGCGAAAUGGAUUCUGAUUUGGUAAGAAGACUAGCAGAUACAGGGAAGUAUGACGAACUCUUAGAGAAUGACCAACUAAUCAAACAAAGAUCUGAGAAGAAAUGCUUUAAUGGUUUCAAAGAGGGCAAGAUCAAGUUCAAACCAACGUACAAAUAUGAUCCUGGGACAGACAACUGGGACACAAGGUGAAUUUGGCAUAAUCACAGUGUUUACAGGGCACAUGUAGUCUGAAUAAAGUACAAUUUUAUUCCUAUAAGGGACCUGAUCUUUAGACAGGAACUGGUCGGCUGAGUAUUGAUCAGGGAAUGUUUCUUUAAGUAUAAUUGUUUAUGUCAAGAAUUAACUGCUCAGAGCACUACCCUUAAUUGGUACCUUUUUAAUUUUUCUAAGCUUUCCUUUUCCCAACAACGAUGCUACGCUUUAAAGACCUCUUGAUGAAAGCCAAGGAAAUUUUUCAUGGAGUUCGAUUAUGUUUUGAGGGGAGAAGCGUGCCUAUUCCACGUUACGAGAUCUUCCCACGUAAUCCUGUGCAAAGUGACUGGUUGUUUUACUCGGUGCCAAAUAUGAUAAUAUUUGUCAAGCCCAAGCACCAAGCUUUGGUGGGAGCGAUGUUGAGAGGACUCAAAAUGGGUUGAAACUUCCCUAACUCCAUUUAAGUUUGGGUCUGUUUUACCCCUGAACCUCCAGAAGUGACUAGCAUGUAAUGUCUUUUUACAAUUAAAUAUCAAUACAUUAUAAAGCAAAUGAAUUGAAUCGAAGAGGUGCGUGGCAGCUAUACGAGAAAAUUACAAAUCAAGUUUUAAGAGUUGAGAGUUGAAGGACGGGUGGCAAAGUCAUGUUGACGGGUACAGCAGACAAUAGCUCCACAGCUCGAAGAAAAAUAAAAGAAAUAUGAGUAUUCUAACAUUAAUUUGCUCGUUUUCAGUGAGAAAGGUCGCGCACCUGCCUGGUGUGACCGUAUUUUAUGGAGAGGAUCUCGAGUUAAACAGCUGGAAUAUCGUAGUCAUAAUUUACUUAAAAUCAGUGACCACAAGCCUGUCAGCUCUUUGUUUGAAGUCGGGGUGAGUGUUAACCAUGCAUUAGUGUUAACGCAUCACGGCUAGAGUGACAAACGUGUACCUCAUCCACACACAUAUUUAUUCCCUUCAUACCCAGCCUUUGGCAAGACAAAAACAAAAUUGUCAAACUGCUCCCUCACCUUGAGACCCAUGACGAUGUUUCAACAUCAACUUCACUGACAUAACGUAGAGCUCUGAAGUAGUGUUUUAAUUUUCAUCCUCUACCCCCCUGUCCCUUGUACCAAAUCAAGAAAAAAGUCAGGUCAUCAUUAUACAGCGAGUAGUAAUACGUUCAUACGUACAACAUUAACGUUAUGAGGUAAAGUUUCUUUGUAGAGUCUAUGUGAUUUCAAAAUGAAACCUUCAUCAACAUUGUGGUCCAAAUCUCGAUUAAGUUAACUAAACUGUUGAAAUAUCAGAUCUACCUUGAUUUCAAGCCAGUAAAGAUCUUAGGAUAAUAGGAUUCUUUUUUAAAUAACGUAAUUCAUUUCUUCAUUUGCGCUCGCUUUUUGCCGGAGACUCUGUAACACUUAAGUGAGCAAAAGUUAGCUAUAGGUGUGAAUGCGUAGGCAUGUUUUUAUUAUUAUACACUAUGCUCAUUAUAAAAUAAUUCAAAUAGUACGCGCGCUCUGAUUGGCCAUAAAACUAUUUUACAUGAGCGUAUGUAAACACGGUUUUCGUUCCUCUUUCAUUAGUUAUUUUAUAAAAGAAAUGUAAAAUGGUUUCCGUGUUUACAGACUGAUGUAAACACGGAAACCAUUUUACAUUUCUUCAACAAUAAUCAGUGUCACUUUUGAGAAAAAAAACUCUUUUUUUCACAGGUCAAAGUUGUUAACGGAGAGCAAGAAAGACAAGUUAUGGAGGAUGUCAUUCGAAGUCUCGACAGACACGAAAACGACAACCUUCCUCAAGUCAAGUUAAGCACUGCAGAGGUAUUGUACAGAAGAUAUUAACAAAAUGUUUCUUGCAGGGUCGGGUUUUUUGUAUUCUGGUUAAGAUAACCUCGGGUUAGUGUGAAAUCUGAUUUCAUAUGUGAAAGCUUUAAAAGAAAAUUCAAUACAAUUUAGUUUUUGUCUACAAUCUGGUAAUUGGAUGCUCUAUAAGGAAUAGAAAAAUUGUCGUAUAAAGGCUUUUGAACAAAGAAAUAUGGAAUCCCAGAAUAAAAUUCAACCAUGGGUUAGCGCUAAUCGGCCUUCGAACAACUGGGCCUAGGUAUUUAGUCAGCUUAUGAACUCGUUUUUGUUUGUUUGUGCUUCAGAUUAUUUUCAAAGAUAUCCAGUUUCUUGAGAGACAGACAGCUACCUUGGAAGUUGAGAAUAUUGGUCAGGUUGGUGUUUUCGUCCGCUGUUUCUAUCAAAUUUUUCUUCAGCUUUGUCCACCAGUUCACACAGCGCUGUUUGCUUGUCUUUCUAUCAAAAUGCUAUUCUUACAGCUUAUAACCCUUGUUGGCCCUUUUCCCAUGUAAAUUCAUUCCUUUCAUUAUCAGUAGUGGUCAUUGGAUAAAUUCUCCCAACAAUUCUAACACACCGCUAGACAGGCAGGCGAUGAGAACUAAGAUAAUAAUCAACUACAGGAUAUUUAGGACUUGGCUCGGAAUUCUUAGAACUAACCCUCAAAAAAAUUUACUGAUGGGGUGAGUUUCCAGAGAAAAUUUUGUGGUGCUGCUCGGUAACGAGAUGAUUUUGGUUUUAUCAAUAGAGUUGAUGAUGUAAAUUGGCCAUCGUAAAAAGUUGAUAAUCAUGCCCUUCAGUUACGAGAAUUAAUUAAGGUAGCGUUUACUGUUUACGAUGUAAUGUUAACGACCUUUUGAUUGAUCGACAGGUGCCAGCGCAGUUUGCUUUCAUAGCUAAGUUAGAUGAGACUAGGUAUUGUAAACCUUGGUUGUCGGUCAAGCCUCCUUUGGGAAUUAUAUCUAAAGGUUAGAGAAGUUCAUUCUUUACCGUUACCUAUUACAAUAAUCUGUAAUUAUAUAAAAUAAUCAUCAUUACAAUUGUCAUUAUCAUCAUCUGAUUUUCAUUAUUUCUCUCCUCAACGCUUUUUGCAACACGGUAUUGAUUAUUUGCCUCAGCAUUGGAACAGUAUCUUAGCUGAUUUCCGGCAGGCAGGCAGUAUUACUUUUUUUAUUCAUUAGUGCAAUUUCUUAUGAAGAAUCUGCGUCAUGUCCAUCGGAGAGUAAUAUUUUUCUCGGUGUAUACGAACAUAGACUGAGAAACAUCACAAGUAUUUACAAGUGCGCCUUAUCUCCAGACUUCGAGCAGUCCCUGCUUUUCAAUGAAGUCAGUCGCGUUGGUAAAAAAAAAAAAAAAAAUCGGUGAAAAAAAGAUUUGAUGUUAGCGCGCCGCGCAGAACUCUGGGAGUGAGGCGCACGAAAAGUGGAGACCCAUACUUUUCAUGCGCCUCACUCCCAGAGUUCCCCGCGAUGCGCCAACAUCAAUUUCUUCCUUUUUUUUAAACUCUUUUUCAACCUGCAGGACGCGCCUCGCCGAAAAGCAGGGACUACUUAUAGUUUAACCUAUGUAAAUCUGAUUCAAUAGUUUGUUUCCAACCAUGGCAGGAUCCACGUUACAAGUCCGCUUGACUGUUCAUGUUGAUAAAGAAUCUGCCGGAGCCAUGAACUCUGGAGACGAGAAACUUGAAGAUAUUCUCGUCCUACACUUGGAAGGAGGAAAGGACUUUUUUGUAUCCUUUUUUGCAUAGGACUUUCAGACAGACUGGUCAAAGUUUGUCAUCGUAGUCAUCGUUACUGAUGUAAUGAUGUCCAUACAUUUUCUAAUAGAGUUUGUAGAGAGAAGUGAACAACUUUUUCCUGAAACUCAAGGGAGGGGCAACAUCUUGGUUCAUCUUCUCUCGUGACGUAUUUUCCUAUUUUCUUGUUAUCCUUGCUUUUCAUCUUUUAUUUUCUCAACGUUUUAUUUCAGUCAGUAAUAGAUCUUACUUUACCGAUCACUCAUAGUACCAUUUUCAAUUGAUUCUUGAAAGAAGCUGAGAUUAUAUUGUUUUUGCUGUACUUCGCUUUAUGAUUGGUCCAAAAAACUCGUGCCACACUCUCAACCAAUCAGAUUCAAACUAAAACCAAACAGGACUUGGUCACCUGCGUUUUCUUACGUACUCAUUGGUCCUUUAGAUCAUUUUCCCUUCUUCUGAUUGGCCGUUCUAAUAAGUUUGGCUUUAGGUUACGACCCUUAAUUGGAAAGCGCUGUAAUAGAAUGUGAGCACUACAAGUCCUUGAGAUAAAGAAAUAGAGCAAAGAAAAAAAGGAAAAUUUCUCGGCUUUCUGGAUUUCUAAACGUUAGAGGGGGGAAAGGUUAGAAAGAUCAGUGAGAAAGAUAAGAACAUGUGUACAACACGUUUUUCUUUAACGAUAUGCAGGUGUCAGUCAGUGGUAACUAUCUUCCUAGCGUGUUUGGUUCGUCUAUUGAGGCAUUAGUGCGCAUGUACGGACCUAUCAGGGAAGUUCCUGUUGCAACACUAGUAGAUUUGGUAAGUUUGGCAUUAUGUGAUAUUGCUCAAAUGGGUUAAGGGUAGUAUUGUGAUUAAACAUAUUUAAAGUAAUUUCAAAAUCAAUGUUCUGUUAAAAAGCAUGUUAAUUUAAGGUGUCUUUUCUUCCAGGAGCACAUCAAUACGUCAAAUCCUUCGACGCUCUCGGAUAACCAGCCGCUAGACAUUCCAAAAGAGCUAUGGCUUCUUACAGAUCACUUGUAUACCCAUGGCAUGCGUAAGGUUGGACAAGUCAUGGUUUUUAUGCACAUGUACACUGAAGGCAACCUUGUAAACUGUUUUCUUUUGAUUUACUGCAGGAGAAUUUAUUGAAGCAGUCUGGGUUCGAGAAAGAUCUGGAAGAGAUUAGGACACAUUUAGACUGUUGUCGAGGUGGCAAACUGCGUAUCCUUUUGAUGUUUCGAAGAAAAUUGUUUGAAACAUUUCAAAAUAUCUUCAAUCUCUGUGCUGGGUUUUUUUUUUUUUUUUGCGUAAAGGAGCCUAAUGGCUCAUUUCAAUUUUUUUCUGUAGUUCCUUCCAUUGCAAUUCAUCUUUUGUGAUCAUUUCGCUGUUUGACAUCUUCCACAUGUCAGAAUUUGAUGUACUUCAUUUAUUUGUGGAGUUUACUCUAACGGCAUGAAACAACUAGGAAAGGUUUUGCUGUUUAACAUCUUGAUAUGACUGUCAUUCUGUUAACAGUUAUCACACAGGAUCUCAAUGAAGAAUGCAUAAUAUACCGAGUUGUUUAUAAUGCGUCGUCCUAUUACUUCAGGUCCACUUCAGUUUUUUUCUCUUUGUAUCAUUCUUUAUGGUGUGACCUGUAGUUUCCAUCGCUGCUGUAUUUAUAACGUCACAUAACGCUCGUUCUCCUGAACGUGUGACGUGACGAGUUCAACGAACGGUCGUGAAAGAGAACAUGUAGCCCGUGGUAUAUGUUUUACAAACUGUCAUAAAACCUUUUGUGUUUCUUUGACUGUUUUCAUAGCUGGUAGCGUUUACUCUAUAGCAGAAGCUUUACUUAUUUUCUUGGAAGCCCUACCUGAACCUGUGAUUCCGUAUGCGUUUUAUCAGAGAGCGCUUGAAUGUUGUAACAACUACAUGCUUUGUAAACAGGUUUGUCAUUUAACUUUUAAGGAUUUGUGAGGGGGCUACGUAUGUUGCUAUUUGUUAUUCGAUCAGUUUGGUGAAAGGACCUCUGGCUGUUAAACUUGUUUGAUAGGCAUUAACGCGAGGCAGAGGAAUUUUCCAUUGAGUGUCGAGAGUAAUGUGACAUUAUAUCGGGUUUCCUUAUCUGCGCUAUUUGACUGAUCCAGAAUGCUCGUUCCGCCAAUCACAUGUAGAACUUAAGUCAAUCGCCCCCCAAGCUUCCUGCGCUUAAUGCUUAUGGUUUCAUUGGCUCGAUGUUUCAUUUACCUUUGCCUAUGAUUGCCUUCAAAGUACUGCAGUAUCCAAACUUAUCUUUAUAUCUGUGAACCUCAACCUUAGUGGUUGCAUUUGGCCUGUGUAGACCUGUACAUGUGUUUUCAAGAGAAGUAUGGAGUCCUCAGUGUCUUACUGUUGUCUUUUCACUUGCAGGUAAUUUUUCAAAUCCCUAAGAGCCAUCGGAAUGUGUUCACAUACAUCAGUGCCUUCCUGAGAGAGCUGCUACGAAAUUCCAAUGAAAAUAAACUGGACGCCAAAACUCUGGGUCAGUCUAUGAGUGCAUAGAUAUUGGGAAGAACUUGAUAACAACGAAAAAAAGUUCUGUUGAAAAGGGCGUAAGAAAAAUUCAGGGACUGAGGAAAAGUUAUAUUUGACGAAAAGUGACACACAAUUUUUCCUUGGAAAAUGUUUUUUUUUCAGGAAAUCUAAAUAAUGUAAAUGUAACUUAGCCCUUUAACCUCUAAGAGUGACUGGCAUCUAAUUUCUCCUCACAAUAUCAGCCCUGAAUCAGACAUCAAGGUCAUUAGAAUAAAGGGAAAUGAUCAACAACCAAAGAACUCUUGACUGUUAAACAAAUUCUCCUUUUCAGACCCUCUAGAAAUGAAUAGAGAACAGUAUGGAGAAUAUACAUACUGAUGUUAGGGUGUUAAGGGUACGUAAGAGCUGCCCAACGGUUUCCGCUCUCGCUGUCACAUGCUUUUCUCUUUCCUGAGGUGAUUGAUUGAUUUAUGUAGAACUUUUUCCUUUUCACUAGCCCUCUUGUUUACCUUGGGUUUGCUAACAUACCUUCUCCCUUACUACAGCUACUUUGUUUGGUACCUUGUUCCUAAGAGCCCCCAGAAAUAAAGAGGCGGGGCUCAGCAGGAGAUCUGUCAAUCAAUUGACGCAGAAGAAAGCGCGUUUCAUGUACAACUUCCUGAUCAACGAAUUUGGACCGGACUGAGCCCGCAAUGGGUGCAAUCUACAGCAGUCAGCCCCAGUUUUUUGGACUCUUGUGUAAAGUUGUUAGUAUAUUAUAUAUUUCACAAUAGCUAUAUUUCAUGAUAGUUUAUUUUUUGGGGGUUUGCUGUCCUUUAAAAAGGUAUUUUAUUAAAUAACAGCUUUAUUUUUUAUCAUAUGAUUUGUAAAUAGUUAGCUACUUCAACGCAAUGUUUGAUUUACACUUCAACACCGUUGUGGAAAAAUGUUUGAAGAAUCCACAUCUAAGUUAUGGUAGAGGUUAUACUUAGAAAUUUUUAAGCUCUCUUGUAAAUUUUGGAAUUUUGUGCUUUCAGGAAACCCUGAAUAAUGUAAUGAUGGCAAAUAUUGAUUCGCUUUACAAAUAGAUAGGUGGGGCCAUCCGUUUUAUUAGUAUUUGUAUCCACUGUUGUCGGGAUUGUUUUUCUCUUGUAGUGUGUUACAUUUCCUCAAUCAAUCGAAAAACGCUUCAUGUCCUUCUUGCUUUUCUUUUUUUCAUCCUCAAUGGUGAAUGUUGUCGUCUUGGUUUUGGUAGUGAAAGGAUCAGGACAUCUCUCGGAUAAAUAUCCUCAACGUUCUCAUUACCGUUUUCUCACUUGUGACGUGACUAUAAAAUCCUAUGUCGACUUGUAUUUAGGCCUCUCUCCCUCCUUGUUCCUCAUUUUUCCUCUGUUUGUGUGUUUGAGACAUUUUGAAGGAAAGAACCUCAGUUUUUGUCGUUAUUUUUUUUGGCAUCUAUUGACUUGACAACAAAGAAAUGCUUUGAGGCUAAAAUUACCCUCGGGCUUUACAAGACGAGCCAAUGUUGACACAAAUAAGUUAUUUUUGUUCAACAUUCUGGAAACAUUCACACGAGUCAUGAUAAUAUUCUUUGCAGUCAUUCGGUGUUUUUCGAGACUAAAGUCAGCUGGGAAAGCUCAGUAGAGAUUGUACGACAGUUCACAUUUUUACGUUAUCUACGAGAAUCUAUUCAAGCGACGAGUAAGAUUGCGUUUGGAUAAGAAAAUUAAUUUUUCUAUUGAAUUUUGUGCCCACCGAUGCAGAGAAAACCCUAAAUAUUUUUCACCCUAGUUAUUUUGAGUCAUUAUCCAUCUACACUCUGACAUUAUUAGAUUUCUUCUUAGUAUGUUAAGUUUAAUAGUUUUCCGUCAAUAGUAAAAUGUAACAUGAAACUGUUAGAUCUGCUAAAUUUUGUAGGUUAGCAAUAUUGCAUGAUUUGCAGUAUAUUGCAAAAGCGUAAUUUGUCGAAAAGCCCCUAAUUUUAUUCUCAAUGCUACGUAAGGGUGAAGGUUUCUGGGCUUUCCUCCGGAGUAAUAGUUUUACUUAAGAAGUAAACAUUGAAUUAUGAAAUGAAAUGAUUUUAUUAUUUGAAUUACGAAUUAACAUUACUUAAAAUAUUGCAAUGUUUUCCCGGGCGCAAUACAUAAAGAGUUGACACGAAUCAUGCAGUAUAAACAGUAUAGGCAUUAUUCAAAUUAAAUGCACGAGAAUACGUAAAAGUUCUGCAACUUUGCGAUUGUUUUGUUCUGAAAUUGUUAUCGCGCAAACGCCA
Messenger RNA from Pocillopora meandrina, 15269 nucleotides. NCBI's taxonomy places the organism in Eukaryota, Metazoa, Cnidaria, Anthozoa, Scleractinia, Pocilloporidae. The record is from the annotation of a GenBank genome assembly.